CCAAUCUUCUCCCUGGUCCCCAUUAGAGGAGGGAGGCCUGUGUCAAUCGGCUGAGAAAGAAGGGAUUUUGUACCUUGACUUUGCAGGAAGAAUAUUUUUAGAGAAGAAAUGGCCGACGAGGAAAUUCUUCUUUGUGUUGAAGUUGGAGGAGGAGGAGGGAGGCAUAGCAGAGUGAUGCCAUGGUGGCCUUCAAAACCCGUCACAAUCACAUCCAUGUCCAGUAUCGACUGUUACUGCCCUCAAAUAUGUGUGUAAGAGAAACAGCAGCAACAGUCCGGAGGCAGCAGCAAAAUGGAAGGAGCUGAGAGUGAUGACAUUGGGACCUCUUUCCUGACCUCAGAACAGUACAUGGUAGAGGGUCACAGUGUGCACAGCCAGCAGCAUGAAGAUGAGGAGAAGGAAGAAUUGCCACAUGUGCUGCGGGAACAAGACCGUUUCCUUCCAAUUGCUAAUGUGGCAAGGAUAAUGAAACGAGGCAUCCCCAAGACUGGCAAAAUUGCAAAGGAUGCACGGGAAUGUGUACAAGAGUGUGUGAGUGAAUUCAUCAGUUUUGUGACGAGUGAAGCUUCAGACAGGUGCCACCAGGAAAAGAGAAAGACCAUAAAUGGGGAAGACAUCUUGUGGGCGAUGAAUGCACUUGGCUUUGAAAACUAUGUGGAGCCAUUAAAAAUAUAUCUUCAGAAGUUUAGAGAGUCAACGAAAGGAGAUAAACCAUUGGAAGGGUCAGUUGAGAGUUCAUAUGAAGUUGAUUUUGGGAACAACAUGGCCACCUUUACUGCUGACCAUGUCAGCCAAUCAGAAAUAGUGUGUACCUAUGGUCCUGGCCAGGUGACUCAACAGUUCACUCUAGGCUGAGAAUAGGUACUGCCAUAGGUGUUACUGUGUGUGUGUGUGUGUGUGUGUGUGUGUGUGUGUGUGUGUGUGUGUGUGUGUGUUCAUGGGUGAAAUUAAUACUAUGUAGGGCAGAGGUGAAGAACUAAUGUGUUGUAUAUUUUCUUACUUGACUAUUUAUGAUCAGAGUAUGAUGUGUGUGUGUGUGUUUGUGUGUGUAGAUGUGUGGUUUGUAUGCACAUUUCAAUAUUCCUUGUGUAUAUUCUUACUGUCUGCCCUGAAAAAGGAAGAAUUAGAGUGCUUAGGCUAUGUUCAGCUGAUUUUUGUAAACCAACAAUGAGUCAUUUUGUUAUUUCCAGACUCCUAGAGAGAAACCAAAUGUUCCUUAAAUUUUACAUUGAGGUCUCAGGGAAAGUAUUGUGUACUUACCGUAGUGAGGCAGUCUGUUUGCAUUCCCUCAAGAGGGGGCUGAAUGCACCAUGAUAUGCACUAUAAUCAACAAACAUCCCACUCAGCAAACAAAGCCUGUAUCAAAAAACACAGGGUGGUCCAAAAGUCUUGUUACCUCAAAAAGGAAGAUAAAAAUUGAUACUUGAAACCAGUAGCCAGAUGAGUCCAAAUAGAAGUACCACUUUCUUUUUUUAUUAAUUGUCUUUGGUUGUGUGGUGAUGUUUUCUACAUCAUGCUUUGUUUUUGUGAGUUAUCAAAAAACGUACCAGUGGUAUGCUUUCACUAUACUUUUUUGUAUUAUAAUUAUGGAUCAGUGAAAUACUGUAAAAACUUGUAGAUCACUAGCUGUGAUGUAAUUAAUGCAUACAUGAGGAGAUGGGUAGUAUUCAAUCACCAGUCUAAGUUAGCCAUAAGUGAUUGUCAUUGGUCAUGUGUUUUAUUACCUUAUUUUGCUUUUGCUUUUUUUUUUUUUUUUUUUUUUUUCUUUCUGAAUGAGAAAUUCUGUUCCAUGAGUGAAAAGGAGGAGCUUGUGCCUCAAAAACUUUUACUGUAUACCUUUUACUUGGGUAUGGACACUGGGAAGCAUUCAUAUCUACCCCAUUCUCCUUUUCCUGGUUUAUAAAAGCGAAUGUAAUGUGGUUUAUUUCUUAAUCUAUUUGUGGUCUUAAGUGUCCUGCCCAUAGCUCUUAUAAUAUUGUUUUUAAAGAAUAGUUCAUAUAUUUGCACAUAUUUACAUAAAUGUACUAAGUUUCAGAAUUUAUUAAAUUAGGAAUGGUAGGCAAAAGUUUGCAAAAUACUGGACAGUACUUAAACACUACAUAUGUACCAUUGAUGAUUAUACUGAAAUGGCAUAGACCUUUCUGAAGGUAUCAGGGUAAUUUAGAAGACUUUUCUGGCCACUCUGUGCAGUGUAUUAGUAAUAAGUGUGUGUUGGGGAAGGCAACAGAAUCACAGACUUGGUCCUCCCAUAAAGUUAUGCUGAAUGUUGUUAUUUCACAUAAACUUUGAUUUAUUCAA
Scylla paramamosain (green mud crab) is the source of this 2298-nucleotide messenger RNA. RefSeq lists its product as uncharacterized. Gene Ontology annotation, cellular component: nucleus; CCAAT-binding factor complex. Gene Ontology annotation, molecular function: protein heterodimerization activity; RNA polymerase II cis-regulatory region sequence-specific DNA binding; DNA-binding transcription activator activity, RNA polymerase II-specific. NCBI's taxonomy places the organism in Eukaryota, Metazoa, Arthropoda, Malacostraca, Decapoda, Portunidae. The record is from RefSeq and is a predicted model, not a curated record. The transcript is spliced from 5 exons. The coding region runs from base 292 to 855 and encodes 187 amino acids. Gene Ontology annotation, biological process: regulation of transcription by RNA polymerase II.